AUGAGAACCAUUGAGGAGACACGAAAGAGAUGGGACAUCUUGUUCUCCGACAAUGACACGCCCUCCCACCUCCGAGCGACCUUGCGAUCCGAACAGGGAGGGAACCUAUGCAAUGAUGGGCUGAGAUCGGUUUGCUGGAAGGCAUUUCUGCUUUUCGACGGUCUGGAUCAAAAUGAAUGGGCAGCCAAGCUCGACGAAUCCCGCGACGCCUAUCGUGCACUCCGAGACCACUUUUUGAAAUACAUUGAACACCCGGACGAUAUAGACCCAAGUGUUGAUCCGCUGGCGGAUGAUGCAGAGUCUCCUUGGCAAACACUUCGGAACGAUGAGACGCUGCGCGCCGAAAUUCUACAAGACGUCGAUCGAUGCCUGCAAGAGAACUUCUUCUUCCAAGAGCCAGCCACGAAAUCCAAGUUGACCGAUGUGUUAUUCGUUUACUCCAAGCUCAAUCCGGACGUGGGAUAUAGACAGGGCAUGCAUGAGCUGCUCGCACCCAUACUUUGGGCAGUGGACCGGGACUCAGUGAAGCCACAUUCUGGAGAACCUGAAUUAAACGACGACAGAAACGAGGAAUUGAUGCUUCAGCUUCUUGAUCCUCAAUUCGUGGAGCAUGAUUCUUUCACGUUAUUCCUUUCUGCCAUGCAGACAGCUCGCAUCUACUAUGAGCACAGUGAGACACGAUCUGCAAAUGGCCAGGCAGAGGUGAUUCCAAUAGUCGAUCGGUGCCAAUAUCUCCACAAAGAGGCAUUGAUGAUUAUUGACCACGAACUCGCGGAACACCUGGAAGCAGUCGAUGUCCUACCACAAAUUUUCCUGACCCGCUGGAUGCGCCUUCUGUUUGGACGGGAAUUUCCAUUUGAUGAUGUCCUGCUGAUGUGGGACCUCCUGUUUGCUCAUGGACUACGGUCUGAUCUUGUUGAUUUCACAUGCAUAUCUAUGCUACUUAGAAUUCGCUGGCAAUUGCUCGAGGCAGACUAUUCGACUGCAUUAACAUUAUUACUCCGCUACCCUUCACCUCAGCCACAUGAACCCCAGACCUUUGUGUACGACGCCUUGUAUUUGGAACAAAACCCUACAGCCGAGCGGGGCAAUUUCAUCAUUUCAAAGUACUCGGGUAGACCACCCGAGUCAAAGAGUCGCAGCCAAUCCGGUACACGACGGAAGGCCUUUCCAUGGGAAGACUUCAAGAGACGCAAUGAAAGCAGCUCGCCUGCUCAUUCCCCCGCACGAAACAACGCUAAAAGUCUCGAAUCCAUUUUCCAGGAUGUUUCACAGGGCUUUCAACGCCGAACAGAGUCUUGGGGUGUGGCCAAGGCCGUUCGAGGUGCUGUGACUGAAGCAAGGAAAAACAUGCAGACAAUGAAUUACGAACCAAAUUUGCGCGCUGCUUCUUCAAGGCAUGUUACAGCUGCGUCGGCUUCCGAGGCUCAGCCAACAGUCCCCACAAUACCCGCGGCCACAGUCGCGCUGGAAUCGAAGAUUGAUAGUCUCGAAGAAAGGAACAAAGCCUUGGCAACUACCCUACGCGAGGCACUGAAUGAUCUCCAAUCGCAGUUGGCCAAUGUCAAGGACAUCGACUCCGGAACAAACGAAUCCGUGAAGCAAGCUCUGGCGAAAGCUGAGAGCGUCCAUAUUUGCCUUCAAGAUCCUUCUGUCCCAGUAGAGUCUACCGAGCAACCGCCUCGUGUAGAAGGUAAAGCAAACUGCCAGAGUGGGCUUCAAAAGACAACCGAACCAACAAUUGGCGAAACAAAGCACGAUUUCGAAACCCAGGGUCUAUCGCGAACGCCAACUUCCGCUAACACGAAUACGAACGGGCCGACUGCCGAGAGUGGAACCUCCAAGCCUGUUCGCGUCGCCAGGGCAAAUCGGAUGAGCACUGACAAGCAAGCCGAAGCUGUGCGGGCAACAGCCUCGCGGUCAAAUGUGCGCCCGUCCCUGACAGAUGCAGGGUUCUCAUGGAUGCUUGAUGGCGGCCGGAACCUAUCGGGGUUCGUUAGCUCCACGUCGCCGCCGCCGGAGCAGACCCGGCAGCAGGACCAAGCCCAAGCCCGCAGACCCAGCACCUUGUUCGGAUCUGGCGGAGAUGAAAAUUCAGGGACAGAUGCCGAGCAUAGUGAAUUGGCACUACACAGCCUUCGGGGCUCUCGGGAUCCUCUGUCAGGGGAUGGGCCAUUGUGA
Messenger RNA from Penicillium canescens, 2181 nucleotides. RefSeq names its product GTPase-activating protein GYP6. The transcript has 6 exons. Gene Ontology annotation, biological process: activation of GTPase activity. Gene Ontology annotation, molecular function: GTPase activator activity. The record is from RefSeq and is a predicted model, not a curated record. NCBI's taxonomy places the organism in Eukaryota, Fungi, Ascomycota, Eurotiomycetes, Eurotiales, Aspergillaceae. The coding region runs from base 1 to 2181 and encodes 726 amino acids.